AUGUCGGGUAAAAUUCCUCAUCGUGAUGUUGGGCCAACAGUUCAAUUAAUUAGACGACUGAUUCGAGGUAGAAAAUUCGUUCCUCAUUUGAGAUUUGCUGAUGAACUUGCUUCACGUACUCAACCACCUCCAUCGAUUCCUGGUGGUCCAUUCCACAAAACGUCCAAGGUUUAUUACUAUACUAGAGAUGCUAGACGUUUAGUUACACCACCAGAAGUUUUGGCUACUGCGAAAAUGCUUACUGCUGGAGGGUCGGACGUAGCAAAGAGGGAACCAGUAAAACCUGUUACUCCAAACAAAGUUUAUGAUCCUCCUUUUGAAGAUCCUCCAAAAAUUACAUACCUCGGUUUGAACGACAAUAUAGUUGAGAUAAAGUAA
Messenger RNA from Cotesia congregata, 378 nucleotides. The record is from the annotation of a GenBank genome assembly. NCBI's taxonomy places the organism in Eukaryota, Metazoa, Arthropoda, Insecta, Hymenoptera, Braconidae.